Messenger RNA from Aspergillus niger, 1041 nucleotides. RefSeq lists its product as uncharacterized. The record is from RefSeq and is a predicted model, not a curated record. NCBI's taxonomy places the organism in Eukaryota, Fungi, Ascomycota, Eurotiomycetes, Eurotiales, Aspergillaceae. Gene Ontology annotation, cellular component: membrane. Bases 1 to 1041 code for a protein of 346 amino acids. The transcript is spliced from 3 exons.
AUGCCUACCGGAUUGCCUUAUUUGCAGAAACUGCGCAAGCCCCAACUUACAGAAUGGGCGGAGCUCACUGACCUCCAGGACUAUGAGGACUUGACAAAACCCGACCUCGCUGCCGCUCUGGACAGCCAUCUCCAAGCCAACGAGUCCAUCUUCAAAACUGACGCGCGCCUGGCCGAUUAUUACCGGCGACUGUCGCAAUCCCCGCGCGUUUACUCCCCCACCAAGAGAGCUCCCAAGGUCGAAGCCUCCCCGACCCCGGAUGAAGCUCCUCGAUCCGUGCGCCGAAGGCAGGUGAAGGCCAAGGUGGAGCGCGAGCCUACAGAAGAGUCCGAGCCUCAGACCCCCGGGCAAGUGGUGGGCGUGCAGCCGCCAACGAUGUCAUCGCUGGUGUCGGAGCUACCGCCCUCGCCGGCGGUGGUUACCGACGUGAUUGAUCGCCAGACAGCCGCGUGGGGCAAGUCCGUUAGCGAACUGUGGUCGGAAACGGGUGUGCACGAGCGCACCGAGUCGCUCCGCUCCAACCUUAGCAGUGUCAAGGCCUUUGGCACGUUGAUAUUAUCGGUCGAAGCCCUGAACGUAUUGCGGGCUGUUGUGCCCAAGAAUUACGUGGGCACCGUCCCCAUGCCCCCGUGGACGCAUGUCUCGGACUUGGAGAUCGCCAUUCCGGACCUUUUCGUGCUGGUCGAGGGGCAUUGUUGGGCUGUUGUCUCGCUGUGGGCGUUGAUUAGUGCGGCGCUGCCUUUUACUGUCGCGUACUUUUUCAAUCUUAGCUUGCAGGCUGCGCAGGCUGGGUCGUCCUCUACGCAUACGCGUCGCAGUCGCUCGGGCGUUCAUGCGAGCUUUGAUCCGUUGAGCUUCUAUAUUGCCAAGGCGGUGAUCACGUAUUUGGUGUAUACGGAGCAGUUUACCUUUUGGGGCACUUACCAGGGGUUGACGAUUGAUCGGUUGGAGGGGUCUGUUCCCGGGGGGUUGAAUGGGGCGUUGGCGGGGUGUGCUAUUGGAGUGAUUGGGACUUUGUAUGAAGCUAUUCUGAGGAAGUGA